GAGCGGCGAAUGGCGAUGACUUUACGUUUAUUUGCUCAAAGUGUGCACGAAAACUUUCGUUUUCUUUAAUGUUAAUCUAUACAAUACUGUUACACAAAAACCAAAGGGCAGAGAAACAGAGAGAGUGAGUCAACCUGACCCAUAUAGAGUCGUCGUCUUCGUUGCGUGUACGUAAUGGAUCUUGAUUGGCAAGCCAUCGCCUUGAAUUCCAAGUAAAUGUUGAAUAAUGUGUCUGCACAGAUAUUGGUUUUAGUCUUUGUUACCUUAUCCCGGCGGCGUGAUAAGGAACACACACUGACUAAGCUACAUACCCAUGGAUCAAGAAUCCGGCGACAAGAUGGAAGAAGCUGAUCGGAAACUGACUUCUCCGGCGGGUGGUCAAACGGUGGCAGAAACAGUAAUCGUGAUAGAACCGGAUAAUGAAAACGAUGAGAGUUGUGUGGCGGCGAAAGCGAAGGGCCGCCUGAAAGAAGACGGGUUUUCGUGUUGUAUUGAUGUACAGACGGAGGGGCAAAGGGUGUGCAGAAUAUGCCACUUGAACGCAAAAGAAGAUGAGGCCAAAACUAAGGAUUUGAUUGAGCUUGGUUGCGGCUGUAAAGGGGAGCUCGGAUUCUCCCAUUUGCGAUGUGCAGAGGCAUGGUUUAAGCUCAAAGGAAACAGAUUCUGCGAAAUAUGUGGGGAAACUGCAAGAAAUGUUACAGGCGCAGGGAGCAGAAGUUUCAUGGAAGAGUGGAGUGAUGGAAGACCCUCCUCCGGCCACAGUGGCAGCUCCGGCGAAAGUGGUAGCAGAUGUUGCCUGGAACGGCAGCCGCUCUGUAAUUUCUUGAUGGGAUGCCUGGUUAUAGCAUUUGUUCUUCCAUGGUUCUUUCGUGUAAACUUGUAAAAACACAUUAAAUUAUUUGUUCCCAAUGUCACAUCAUCUGUUAUAAAACCAAAGUUCCUUGUGUUAAUGAGAAGUGGACGUAAUCACAUGGGAUUUGCUUGGAAUUAUAUUAGAGAUAUAAUUCAACAAGAGAAAUUUGUAAGUA
Messenger RNA from Ipomoea nil (Japanese morning glory), 1028 nucleotides. RefSeq lists its product as uncharacterized. The transcript has 2 exons. The record is from RefSeq and is a predicted model, not a curated record. The coding region runs from base 314 to 883 and encodes 189 amino acids. Gene Ontology annotation, molecular function: zinc ion binding. Lineage: Eukaryota; Viridiplantae; Streptophyta; Magnoliopsida; Solanales; Convolvulaceae.